AAAACUAGAUAGAAGUAUAAGAAAAGUGGUUUUCUGUAACGUUCAAGAGUAGGAAAGCUGAGCAUUAAUUACUCAUUUUUGGGUGAAAAGUUCGGCAAACUUUGGUCGUCAUGGCGGACACGGAGAGAAGACGUCCUAUGAUCGGAGCUAUGUUCCGUGGCCCGGGACCCGCUGCUUAUGUUUUACCAGGAUCUACAGGUUACAUUGGACAUGAUUGUACGAAAUACAAGAAACCAGCCUUCAGUUUUGGCGCAAGAACGUGGAAAAAUCAACAGUUGACAGGACCUGGUCCUAAAUACAAAAUAGAAGAUGUUACGCGAUUCGGAAUGGAAGGGACACCGAAGUAUACUCUCCAUUCGCGAACAAACUUGCAAGGGAAAUUUCAAACGCCGGCUCCUUGUGAGUUCAGUUUGUUCUCUUAGCUCCAUUUAUUGUAGAGUUUGUUUAUCCUGUAGUGCUGUGUAAGAAAACAAUGGAACGCGGAGUUAAUUUCUUGUUCCACAACCGGCGCGUCCUCGGAGACGCCAUAAGAACAAAGUAUGUAUGCACACAUGUCUGGUAAACUGUCGCGCUCAAUAGGCUCAAGAUCUACCUAAAUCUAAACAAAUGUCUAAAAUAAGCGCAGACUUUUAACUCCCUCCCGAAUAAUUUUACUGGUAUCUUCUCUUGUGGUGGAAUCCUCUUAAAAGUGAUAUCUCAUUAAGUGAAAUUAUUAGAAUUUCGAUUAUUCGUUCCCUCCCCUCCCUUUAUCUUUCCGGAAAAACCUCCAAAAUACUAAAUCUAAGCCUUUCAGCCCACAGACGACACUUUUAACUCCUCUGAAUGUCCAGUGUCUAUUUUCUCCUCACAGUAAUACUUCUAAGUCAUUCAUUUAGAUUAUGGGAAUGAAGAAAAUGAUCACCAACCUAAGAAGCUUUGAUUGUUUAACAAAUUCUCCCUUUCAGUAUUUAAGGAAAUGUACAGAGAAGUGUAUGGAGAAUAUGGAUACUGAUGUUAGGGAAUGAAAGGUUUAUAAUAACUAGGUACUGGCUAAAAUAGUUGGAGAAACAUGCUUAUUAUUGGGGUAUUGGCAGUUAAAUAAUUAGUUUUUAACAGAAUAUCCAACUUAUUGUGACUUUCACCUUGUGGUAAUUUUCUCCAAGGGGAUUACAAGGCAGAGAAGAAGCCAGUAUUUAAACAUGCCUUUCCCCCGCAAUAUUCCUUUGGUUUGCGCACUCCAUACGGAAAGCAGGACAACAACCCAGCCCCGAAUAAUUACAACAUGCCAUCAAUAAUUGGUCCUAAGGCUGUAGGAAAGAAGUCUUCAGCUGCUUUCUCUAUGACAAGUAGAUCAAAGAUUGGAAGUUUUCAUGAGGAUUUGCAGAAGGUUGGUGUUUGUAGAUUGUAUGAGGAAGAGUUUUACUGAUUCAAAAUGUUGAUAGUACUCAUGUUGUGCUUGUUAGGACAGUUUGCCUCCAGUGUCUUAGCUUUUAACUAUUUUGGUACCUCUCUCCCAACCCAUGCCAGGAAAACCUGAUGAAAUUGAAAUGCUGAGGAGGAGGAAAUUAAAUGUUAUCUAAUGGUAUAAUAAAAACUAUCAUCACCUCUACCAGGCAAAUAAUCAUGGGGCACCCCCAAUUCUACAUCCUUGGUUCCUUGAUAAAGCUCCAAAACAAAUAAUAUACUACAAUGAGCUAUGAAUUAUAAGCAUCCUGGUCAGACAAAUGCGCAAAAUUGUAUAGUAUCAUGGUUUUAAUUGCUUUUAGGUGUACAAAUACAUUUAAGAAUGGAUUCUAAUAUACAGUUUGUCUUACUUUUCUUUAGAAAUAAACACUAUUGUUACUCUCUCUCAUCUUUCAAUAUUUUCACCAUCUUUGUAUGCAGACUCCUGGACCAGGCACAUAUAAAGUGACUGAUCCAAAUAUCUACAGGAACAGGAAGCCCAUAUUUUCCAUGACAGCUCGUAACAAUGCGCCUGGUGACCGAACCCUAAAACCAGGACCUGGAGCCCACAGACCAGAACUGGUGAGAAAAGAUCUUAGUGGACAUUUUGAUUAAGUACAACCAAAAUGCAGAACCAAAGAAAGAAAUCACAACAGCCAAUCAGAACUAAGUUUUAGAAUAUAUCAAGGAGGUUAAUGCAAAUGUGGUUCAACAAGAAUCUAUGGAAAUAUUUUUGUGACCCCUGAUGUCAAGAUUUUUCUCAAGUUUUGUUUCUGAAACACUGAGAGGAGAAUGGUAUCAGUUUCCUUGACCAAUCACUACAUGAGCUUAGUAUUAACCCUUGACAUCCUAUCAUCAGUAUGCAUAUUCUCCAUACUGUUCUCUAUACAUUUCUUGAGAUGCUGACAAGGAGAAUUUGUUAAAUAAUCAAGAGCCUCUUAAGUAAUGGUAAUCAUUUUCAAAUUGAGAUGGAUGACAAGAAGAGGAAUGUUUAGUGCACAAUAAAUAAACAUGUAAAUGAAAAUUUUAAAAUAUCAUUGCUUGGGCAUCUAUGGUCAGUUUUGUUUAGCCGUUAAUUGUCGUAGAAAUGUGUGGCAUAUUUUUUUUUAUUAAUUGAAAUCUGAUUGAAUUUAUUUUCUUCUCUUUCAGUGCUAUGCUACAUUCAAAAGACAACCCUCUUUUCACUUUGGCCAGAGGUGGUCUGAGUAUGUUGCACCACUGAUUGUGGAUCCUAUUGAUUAAUGGAGAUUUUUAGCUGGUAGCAGCCAUAUUGUUUGUGCCUGCCAACUCUGAGUCAAGCAGAUCAGAAGAUUUUAAUUUCAUGUCAGUUCAAUGGCCUUCCUGAUUAAUAGCUCAUAGAUGUCACAAACAUUUAUGUUAUUCUGUAAAUGGUUUGAACCUUGGGGUAAAUUUUUAUUUUGUGAUUAUCGUCUAGGUAAGGGCAGUCCUGAGAAGGACUGUUGUCAGUAGUAGGGAAUGAGAUUUUGACAACCAAAGUGGAAGUAAUCAUUAUUUUGUUAUUACAGUCUUGAUAGUAACAUUCUUCUAAAAUAUGUAUUGAAACAGACAUUCAAUUGAUUGUAAAAUGAUCAUACUUCACCCAGUAUAGAAGGGAGAAAACUGGAGAUUCUGUAAAGGAUGCUGCUGCAUUCAGUAUCCCUGGAAGUGUGUAGUUAUCUUGCCUUUUU
Pocillopora meandrina is the source of this 3110-nucleotide messenger RNA. The record is from the annotation of a GenBank genome assembly. NCBI's taxonomy places the organism in Eukaryota, Metazoa, Cnidaria, Anthozoa, Scleractinia, Pocilloporidae.